AUGUGUGCCAGCCAUGUCUACAAGCGCCGGAAACUGCCAAACUCUGUCGCUCUGCUAUCAGGUGACAAUGGAAUUGGAGGCGCGCAAGGAGGGAGCGCCGCUAGUUCUAGCAUGAUUCCGAAAUGCACGCCGUACCUGAGACAGGACGGUCUGGUCAGCAGACUCGCAGCUCAAGCAGACGGCAGUCGGGUGGUGGAGCCUCCAUCGAACUCUGUGGAGGAUAGACGCCUCGGCAAAAAGCUCCCAGUGACCAGUGUCCGGAAACUGACCUCACCUGGGAAUUGCCUGGAUGACUGCUGUUCCUCAUCCAAGCUCAGUAUGGAACGGGCUUCAUCUUCGAUGAGGGCCGGAUCACGGGACACGGGGGAGUGCUCUUCCUCUGGUACUCUGCAGACGGGGCCAUCUGCGCAGCUUGUUUCUGGGGAUCUUCCCGGCAGCCCCUCUUCUUCGUUGGAUUUCUUGGGCGGCGACGACACUCGGUUUGACAUGCCCUGCAAGGUCUGCGGCGUCAAAGGUAGCCCUCUGAGGAUGUUGAUCUGUGAUCUCUGCGACGAGGCGUUUCAUUUUGCCUGUUGCAAGGCGAGGAGGCUGCCAGAGGAUGAGUGGUACUGUCGGCCCUGUCUGAGGAAGAAGCCGAAGGUGCUGCCGGAGACUCUCUCGGGGCAGCUGUUCUACAUCAUGAGCCAGAAGAGGAAGAGGAGAAUUCUACGGGAGAAGCUUGGCCCCAUCCUCUCCAUGCUAGUGGACGGCGACCCUUAUGCUUCAGGAGUCCGAAUUGGCAAGAAGUUUCAAGCAGAGGUCCCCGAAUGGACCGGCCCGGUCACUGAGUAUGCUGAAGUUCCAAUCACCGUGAUCUCAUUAUGAUAUCUCUACUCUUCUGCAUCUUUCUUGUGACUCGACGAUUCUCUGUUUUCCAGCGGGGAUGAUUAUCUCGCGAAGGCUUCAGAGCUGGAUCCUGCAGAGUGGGGGAGCUUGAACGUAUGGCCCCUUUCUUUUUUCGCUGUUGGCUUCUGAUGGAGAUGCUGCAGGCGUCGCAUCCGUUUCAUGUCGGAUGAUCGGGCUCUCUCCUGGUGUGAUCUACAGGCCCGGAGCUUCAGCGGGUCACCGAGGCAGUGCUCGAUCGGGAACUGGCUUCAGUGUCGGGAGAUGGUCUACAAUGAAGCGGAUGAGAACGAUGAGGGAACCAUCUGCGGAAAGUGGCGCAGGUUUACACUUGGCUCCUCCCUCUCUCUCUCUCUCUCUCUCUCUCUCUCUCUGAGUUGGAUCAGACCAGCUUUAUCCGGGGCUUCAGGAGGAAAUAACAAAGGUGCCCAUCUUGGUUUUGAGGUCAGAGCCCCUCUGUUCGAAGCUCAGACUGAAGAUUGGGACUGCUCCUGCGCUCUCCUUUGGGACCCAAUACACGCCGACUGUGCCGUUCCGCAGGUGAGCCCCCUUGUACCCGCUGUUCUUCCCCAUCUGCUCACUUCUUGAAGAUAUCGUUUAAAGGACCACGCUGGGCGCUGCCUGAUUUCUGGGCUCUGCCCAUUGGAUCGAUUUUCUUUGCCCUCUUGGUUGGUUACUCUGUUUCUGUUUGCGUCACGCGGUGUAGGAACUGGAGACGACCCAGGUUCUCAAGCAUCUCAAGUAUGUUCAGCUGGUAUGAUCCUCACUCUUCUCGCUCACUCUGCCUUCAGUUUUUCUAGGCCAUACAUCCCCUUGGUCGUUGACCUGGCGGCCUACUGAGUUGGGCAUCGUUGACCCAACUAGCGGCUCACACUCGUAAUACUUCCCCCUCUGUCUCUGUCUCUGUCUCUCUCUAUCGCUGGUGACAGUCCCUUGUCUGAGCCAUCCACCGUUGGUGCAGCUGAAGACAAGGCUAGUGGACAAGAGGGGGGGCCAACAGUGA
This is a messenger RNA of Spirodela intermedia, 1885 nucleotides long. Lineage: Eukaryota; Viridiplantae; Streptophyta; Magnoliopsida; Alismatales; Araceae. The record is from the annotation of a GenBank genome assembly.